Molecule: messenger RNA, 2649 nt
Organism: Didymosphaeria variabile
Lineage: Eukaryota; Fungi; Ascomycota; Dothideomycetes; Pleosporales; Didymosphaeriaceae
Exons: 5
Coding region: 1-2649 (882 amino acids)
Biological process (GO): nitrate assimilation; nitric oxide biosynthetic process
Molecular function (GO): molybdopterin cofactor binding; nitrate reductase (NADPH) activity; heme binding
Source: RefSeq, a predicted model, not a curated record
AUGACCACAACCGUACAGGCCCAGACAGUCCAGUUGAGGAAGAGUGUCGAGUUUCCACCAACACCUCCAGAGACAAUCGUUGACGGCGAAGAUGCAAAGUCGGUUCAGUCAAUAGACAACCACAAAGAGCAGCUGAACGUCCCACUGCCACCACCUUCAACGGCACCCACACAAGUAUUGGAUGUCGACAAGCCAACGCCAGAUUCACAUGUAUCAAGAGACCCUCGGUUAAUACGGCUGACCGGUGUUCACCCUUUCAACUGCGAAGCGACUCUAACAGAGUUGUUCAAGGAAGGUUUCUUGACUUCACCAGAGCUAUUCUAUGUGAGAAAUCAUGGUCCAGUACCAGAAGUUCAGGACGAAGACAUCCCUGAUUGGGAAUUUUCUGUCGAAGGACUCGUUGCCAACCCCUUAAAAAUCAAACUGAAAGAAUUACUCUCAAACUAUGAAAAUGUCACCUGCCCCAUUACCCUCGUUUGUGCAGGCAAUAGGAGGAAAGAGCAGAAUGUCGUCCGCAAAUCCAAAGGGUUCUCCUGGGGCCCCGCUGGGGUGUCGACAGCUCUGUUUACUGGCGUCGUCAUGAGAGAUGUUCUAGAAAGAGCUAAGCCAUUGAGGAAAGCGCGGUAUGUGUGUAUGGAGGGUGCAGAUAAGCUGCCCAACGGCUACUACGGCACUUCCGUCAAGCUCAACUGGGCCAUGGAUCCUAAUCGGGGUAUUAUGCUCGCUCAUGGAAUGAAUGGAGAGCCCCUCACACCGGACCAUGGGAAACCACUGCGAGCAGUAAUACCAGGUCAGAUCGGUGGCCGCAGCGUGAAGUGGCUGAAGAAGCUGAUCAUUACUGCUGAGCCAAGCGAUAACUGGUAUCACAUCUACGAUAACAGGGUGCUUCCCACAAUGGUCGACCCAGACGAGGCAGCAAAGAACAAGGACUGGUGGAUGGAUGAACGCUAUGCGAUCUACGAUCUUAGCCCCAACUCGGUUACUGCAGUCCCAGCACACGAUGAAAGGCUCGAACUGGCCACUGCACCAGAGUACUACAAUGUGCAAGGCUAUGCCUACAGCGGCGGUGGUCGCCGCAUAACACGCGUGCAGAUAUCUCUCGACCAAGGAAAGAGCUGGAGGUUCGGUAACAUCGAGUAUGCAGAAGACAAGUACCGCGAUUUCGAAGACAAGCAACUUUUUGGUGGACGGCUAGACAUGGACUGGCGGGAAACGUGCUUCUGUUGGUGCUUCUGGAAACUGAACAUCUUGGUCGAAGAGCUGAAAGAGGCGAAGGAUAUCAUUGUGAGAGCUAUGGAUGAGAGCAUGAAUGUCCAGCCAAGGGAUAUGUACUGGUCCGUCCUCGGUAUGAUGAAUAACCCCUGGUUCCGCGUCGCCAUUCACAACGAGCGUGGUGUUCUGCGCUUCGAGCACCCUACUCAACCAGCAUUGAUGCCUGGGGGCUGGAUGGAGCGCGUUAAAAAGGCAGGAGGAAAUCUUGCCAACGGGUACUGGGGUGAGAGGAUCGAGGGCGAGCAGGCGGAUGCCGUGCAGGUGGAGGCGCCGAAGGAGAUCAAGAUGACGAAAGAUGGGCUAAAGAAUGAGAUUACGAUCGAUGAGUUCAGGGCACACAAUAAUUCCGAAAGUCCAUGGUUCGUCGUAAAUGGCGAGGUGUACAAUGGAAAACCGUUCUUAGAGGGUCAUCCAGGUGGAGCUCAGAGUAUCAUCAGUGCAGCUGGUCUGGACAGCACUGAUGAGUUCAUGGCGAUCCACAGUGAGACCGCGAAAGCAAUGAUGCCAGAUUACCACAUUGGCAUCCUCGACGAAGAGGCUCGCCGCAUCCUCGCUGAAGGCGAACCGACGGCUGAAUCCACAGAACCCCGUCCUGUCUUCCUCGACAGCCGCGUCUGGACCAAGUCUCUCUUGCACUCCAAGACCAGGGUGUCCUGGGACACCCGCAUCUUCACCUUCAAGCUCGAGCACAACGACCAAGCGCUCGGCCUACCCACAGGCCAACACCUCAUGAUCCGGCUCAAAGACCCCGUAACCCGCGAAUCCAUUAUCCGCUCCUACACCCCCAUAUCGGAGACGACCAAGCGCGGCUACAUCGACGUACUCAUCAAAGUAUAUCACGGCACGGAAGAGCAACCAGGCGGCAAGAUGACCAAAGCACUUGAUGCGAUUCCCACGGGCCAUUUUGUGGAGAUGAAAGGUCCGAUCGGCAAGUUUGAAUACGUGGGUAAAGGCGACUGUCUCAUUAAUGGAAGACGGCGGCACAUCAAGCGGUUCUUCAUGAUCUGUGGAGGGUCGGGGAUUACGCCUAUUUUCCAAGUGCUGCGCGCUGUCAUGCAAGAUAAGAGCGAUCCUACGACGUGUGUCGUGUUGGAUGGAAACCGUCUCGUUGAAGAUAUCCUUUGUAAAGAAGACUUGGAUGUGUUUGCGAGGGAUAAUGUGGAUAGGUGCAAGUUGUUGUAUACAUUAACCAAGGGGCCAGAAGACUGGACUGGACUGAGAGGGAGGAUUGGAGCGCCGCUUUUGAAACAACAUUGUGUAAGGGGGGCGGAUGGGGAGAGCUUAGUGCUGGUGUGUGGACCCGGACCGCUGGAAAAAGCAACACAUGAGGCGCUUGUGGAACAAGGAUGGAAAGAGGAGGAUCUUCUGUUCUUCUAA